Vigna unguiculata (cowpea) is the source of this 655-nucleotide messenger RNA. RefSeq lists its product as uncharacterized. Lineage: Eukaryota; Viridiplantae; Streptophyta; Magnoliopsida; Fabales; Fabaceae. The record is from RefSeq and is a predicted model, not a curated record.
UGAUUCUUGCUAAAGCGAUUUCUCAAUAGCAGACAUUCAUAGCAAACACUUGAGCAACUAUGGGUAUAAUUAGGAGUUGCUUCUCUUUCAUAUCAGGGACAGUAUGUGGGGUUUACUUGGCUCAGAAUUAUCAAGUUCCUAAUAUCACAAAGUUAGCUGACACUGCCUUGUUCAUGGCAAAAGUUGUGGAGGAAAAAUACCGCAAGCCCAAGAAGUGGGAUGAUGAUGAUGAUGUUUAGUUUGUAAAUUGGUGCCAUAUUGGAAUAAGAUUCUUGUUUUGUUUUGCCUUAUAAAAAUCCUUUUUUAUAGGUUCAAAUACCUCAAUUAUAAGCUUUUUGAAAACACAAAUUAGAAGAAGAUUUUUAUGGAAGCAUUCUUAGCAGUUAAUGCUCAUUAUUUUGUCCUUUCUUAGGAAGCAUUCGCAUUCUUCCGCGGUCUUCCUGAUCUGAAUCUUGCACUGAGACACUGUUGAAAGGUAUCAUAUACCCAGUUUCUUAAAUCUGGGAAACUAGGAUGAUAAGAUAGCUCCAGGCCAGAAAUCUGUUUUUCAUGGUCAUGAGAGUUUUAUUUAACAUUCAAUUAUGGGCUUGAUAACAAAUAUUUUUUGUGUGCAUUUGAUUUUCUGGUUUAACAAGAACAUGAUGCCCCUACUACA